Pocillopora verrucosa is the source of this 2802-nucleotide messenger RNA. The record is from RefSeq and is a predicted model, not a curated record. Lineage: Eukaryota; Metazoa; Cnidaria; Anthozoa; Scleractinia; Pocilloporidae.
UGAUACGAAAAACUGUAUUUAAAUGUAAAAAAGAAGGCAGUGGCGAUGUUCCGUCGUCCCCGGCACCUUCGCAAGUUCGACUGCAGGAUAUCUUGGCAGAAAUGUCUGCAGAUCAGAUCGAAGGAAAUUUAAGGUUUGUUCAAACUAUUUACAUUAUUGCAUCUUUUGAAAGCAAUCAAUUGACGAUUAACUGAAGCUUAAAGAUCGACGUUUUCUCAUAAGAGCAGGUGAGAAAAAAUCAAUUUAUUUUUAAUCGUUUCUUCUCUAAGCAAAUUUGUUACAGUGUAUCAGUUAGUUUCUGUGCGUGAUGCACAGAAACGGAGUUGGAAGCGGUUUUGUGACGCGCUCUACUUCGAUGAAAAUGCGUGUUUAAAAAUUUUUGCUUAUCGCACAGCAGGUAACACAGGAUGUAGUCGAUCUGGAAGGGUUGUCAGCAGAUAGACUCAUAUCGAGGAUGCACGAAGCAUGUAGAUUAUUUUUUUGGCACCUUCUUGACAUGAAUUUGACCCUUCAUCCUCAUCAUGCGAGCUCUAAAAGAAAUACUGAACUAGCGGAGUGGAUCAAGGAAAGAUGGGAAAGUUAUGGCUUUGAGGUCAAGUUACUUCAAUAUAAUGUUCUUCUCUCCUUCCCUGUGGAAGGAAAAAUUAAUGGAGCCAAACUUUAUGAUGGAAGUGGAACAGUUAGGUUUCAAACUGCUGAGAAGGAGAAGGUUAUGGAGGAAUCUGAAAAUUCAUCUAAUGCAUUGCCUCCUUUCAGUGGCUAUUCACCUACUGGCAAAGAAAAGGGUGACUUGGUUUAUGUCAAUUAUGGAAGACGUGAAGAUUUUAAACUACUGCAAAGUAUGAAUGUCAACUGUUCUGGGAAGAUUGUCAUCGCAAGAUAUGGGCGUGUCUUUAGAGGUGACAAGGUAACUAAUGCACAGAAGUGUGGAGCAAAAGCUAUCCUGAUAUACAAUGACCCUCAUGAUUUUGCACCUGUCUCAGAUGAGGAUCUUUUUCCGCAUGGCUGGUGGCUACCAAGAUCAGGGGUGCAGCGUGGUUCAAUCCUCAUGGGCACUGGUGAUCCUCUCACUCCAAGAUAUCCUUCUAAAGAUGGUAUUUAUCGGAAAAGUUCAGAUGAAAUCAAAAUGCCAUAUAUUCCUGCUCAUCCAAUUUCAGCUGAGGAUGCAGAACACUUUCUGAGCCUGCUUGGAGGAGAUAAGGCCCCUGAUGACUGGCAAGGUGGAUUGCAAAUCACUUAUCGACUGGGACCAGGAUUUACCAGUAAUUACAGUGACUGGAAAGUGGAAGUGGAAACCAACAACAACCACACGCAGAGGAACAUUACCAACGUCAUUGCCAUCUUAAAAGGAUCACUUGAACCAGACAGGUUGGUAUUGUUAGGUAACCAUAGAGAUGCUUGGGUGUUUGGCGGAAUUGAUCCUUCCAGUGGAACCGCCUGCUUGAUGGAGAUUGCCAGAGCUCUGGGGAAUAAGUACAAACAAGGGUGGAGACCACGGCGAUCUAUUGUUCUCUGUAGUUGGGGAGGCGAGGAGUAUGGUCUCCUGGGAUCAACAGAGUGGGUUGAGGACAACGUUCACUUACUUUAUCAAAGAGCAGUGGCUUACCUGAAUGUUGAUUCUCCCAUUAGAGGAAACUACAGCCUUUAUGUUAGAGCCAGCCCUCUCUUGCACCAGGUUUUGUUUAACGCUUCAAAACAGGUGAAAAAUCCUAUUGAUAUUAGACAAUCGGUUUAUGAUAACUGGCUGGAUAAAUUUCCAGCUGCAGAUGGGCUGAAUCCAAAGGUUCCUCCUCUUGGCUCUGGCAGUGACUAUUCUCCAUUUUGUCAAAGAGCUGGAGUCCCUUCAGCGGAUAUCCGAUACGUUUUUGACAUGUACCAGUUUCAUAACAUCUCUGCGUACCCGACAUAUCACAGUAUCCAUGAUACUUUCUACUACGUCAAGAAGUUCGUGGAUCCGCAGUUUACAACCCACUUAGCUAUCGCACGAAUAUGGGUCAGUACUGCAUUCCUAUUGGCUGAGACUCCUGUGCUGCCAAUCAACUGCUCGGACUACGCCGUUGCCCUUAACAAAGGUUUUCACGACAUAAAUACAAAAUAUGGAAAAUCUCUCAAACAAAAAGGAAUUUCUCUAAAAUACUUGGAGAAGGCUGUCAAAGAGUUUGAAGAUGGAGCUGAAAAUAUGCAGUCACUCAUCGCCAAUGUAGACCUCAAUGACCCAUGGAAGCUUUCCUUUAUCAAUGACCGUUUGACAGGACUGGAAAAGAACUUCCUUAACUCUGAAGGACUGCCGGGAAGGCCUCUUUACUGGCAUUCAAUUUUCGCCCCUAGUCUCUACAACUCUUACGCAAGUGCCACGUUCCCAGGCCUCCACGACGCCUUAGUUGAAGCGGUCAACAAUGGCCCACAUAAUGGGAAUUGGGUGGUUGUGAAAGAGGAGUUAUCAGACACCAUAGUAGCCAUUGAAUGGGCAGCUCAGUUUUUGAAAUCAGAAGUUUAGCUAGCUGUUCCUUAACGAUCCUGAAGUCUAUACUGGAAUUGAAAAGAAUUUUUCGUACAAAUUAAUGGAACAAUAUUUAACUAAUAUUUAAAUCCAUACUUUUUGAUUUAAUAUUAUCAUUAAUAAUAUUAUUUUUAUUAUUAUUUCGUUCAUAGAAGCCUAACUUGUGUAUAAUUGGGUUAAAUUUUUGUGAAUCCAGCGACACUCCAAAAAAAUGGAUAAAUAUUGAAUUAUUUCGGGGACCGUUUGAAAAGAUACCAUCUUGAAAGUAUUCUAAUUUUACUUAAUACGUACGUAUAAUUAUA